Molecule: messenger RNA, 961 nt
Organism: Oncorhynchus keta (chum salmon)
Lineage: Eukaryota; Metazoa; Chordata; Actinopteri; Salmoniformes; Salmonidae
Product: solute carrier family 40 member 1-like
Exons: 7
Biological process (GO): iron ion transmembrane transport
Cellular component (GO): membrane
Molecular function (GO): iron ion transmembrane transporter activity
Source: RefSeq, a predicted model, not a curated record
AUGUGCAGAGUGAUCAGCCUUCUGAUGCUGCUGAUGGUCUUCCUGGCUUACGUGGUUGUCCAGGCUGAAACUCCACCCACGUACGCUGCAUGGAACCCUGACCAUGCAAUGUCCCUGCGAGCAGACACAGCCCAGUGUGGAGGGGUGGUAGUGGAGCUUGAGUCUGAUGACAUCAGGGAGGCUCGGGCCAGGAAGGCCAGGAGUACAUCAGGGUCAGCCCUCAUCUACCUCAGGGGCCCUAAAUUCCUGAUCUACGUCAGUGGGGCACUGUCCAUGUGGGGUGACCGUAUGUGGCACUUUGCCAUUUCGGUGUUCCUGAUCGAGCUGUAUGGACGUAACCUGCUGCUGACCGCAAUAUUCGGCUUGGUGGUGGCGGGGUCAGUGCUGCUGUUAGGGGCGUUGAUUGGGGACUGGGUUGACCGCAACCCCAGGAACAAAGUGGCGCAUGCAUCCUUGUUGGUUCAGAACAUUUCAGUGACGGUGUGUAGCAUUGUGCUGAUGUUGGUCUUCUUAUAUAAACAGUGGAUUGAGAGCAUUUGGGAUGGCUGGUUAACUGUGGUUUGUUAUACGGUGGUGAUCGUCCUGGCAGAUGUGGCUAACCUAGCAAGCACAGCGCUGACCAUCGCCAUCCAGAGGGACUGGAUUGUGGUUAUCACUGGAUACAACCGGGGGCACCUCGCCGGAAUGAAUGCUACCAUGCGGCGCAUCGAUCAGGUGACAAACAUCCUGGCCCCGCUGGCGGUGGGACAGGUCAUGACCCUGGCCUCCAACGUGAUCGGCUGCGGUUUCAUCCUGGGCUGGAACCUGGUGUCCCUCAUCGUGGAGUUUAUCUUCCUGUCCCGGGUCUACCGCAUUGUCCCUGCGCUGUCCGUCAAACCACCUGCGCCCGAGGACGGCCAGGCCUCCCUGGAGAGACCAGCAGAGAGGACGGAGGGACUGGUGGAGAGGAGGGGGUCACAAG